GGUUUGGUUUCUGUGAGCUGUUGAGGUAUUUCAGCCUGAACCAAAGCAGCGUGACAGACGAACACAAACAUGUCUGAUCUCCCAAGCGACCCUCCAGUGGUUCCAUCCCACCGUCGCCACGGUUACACACUCAGGACAGAGAGAAGUGAUGUAUAUCUGUCAGGGAGGGAACUCCGUCCCCAUGGAGACGAUAAACAGGUCUGUCAGUGUGACUUACACACAGGUGAAACAUUAGCCGGGCAGAGAUAAAGACACCACACACACACACACACACACACACACACACACACACACACACACACACACACACACACACACACACACACACACACACACACACACACAAACACACACACAUACUGGUCAGGACAGAUGGCGGAUUCACAGAAAACAUCCGAACCCGUCAACUUUGUGCAUCAGGACGAAAUCUGGAAAGCACAUGUAAAAAUUGAGAAGGAUUCAGCCAAUAUCUGGCCCAACAAGUGGGGCUUCCUCAAGGAGGCCUACAAGGAGUACGAGAGGGAGAGUGUAAGGCUGAAGGAGGCGAUCAGACUGAAGCAUCCCCAUCAUCACCAGGGAACACGACCUCCGACCCCUGCAGAAGAAAACACACAUGUUGGACCCUCUCCUCCAGUUCCUCAGACUUCUCAGGCCCUGAUUGGUUGGCGUUUGGGGCACUCGCAUCUUCAGCUAGAAAAGUAUGCCACGGUGCAUCAUGGGAGGCGUAGUUUUCUACAGGAGAUGGGCUGGCCAUUAGGCUCUUGCGACUGAGUGGAAGCAACCAUUCUGUGUCUUCUUGGCUUAUUAUUGACUCAGUGAGCGACAAGGACGUUGCAUUAAAUAAAGACAUGAAAUAAAUCAAUCAUGGGGUUAUAAAUGGUUUUUUUUUGAAAGCAUUCCAUGGUUAUGCUAUUUUAUGUCUUUCCACAACUGUUCUUUGUUACACAGGAGGCAACCUUAGGGUUCUGAAACUGAAGCCAGUGUCUUAAAACUUGCAUUCUAUCUACUGAACAGCAGCGGGCGACUCCACUGACUGGUCAAGUAUGCAACUGACACAAGUGUGACAUAAAAUGUGGAAGUCUUUGAACACUUUCUUUAAGCACAUGUAGCCAUUGCACCAUACAAAAUCAAGAAGCUAUACAUUGUAAUUCUUGCAGAGACAAAGCUGAUAUGAAACAGGCAGUGGUGGAAGAAGUAGUAGAAAUAUCUCUCAGGCUGUGAAACUCCUAAAUUCAUCCAGCACCCUCCACACAUUAUAUUGUUUUGUUUUUGUUUGUUUUUUGUGGGGUUUAUCUUAUGUACCAA
Messenger RNA from Anoplopoma fimbria (sablefish), 1305 nucleotides. RefSeq lists its product as uncharacterized. The transcript is spliced from 4 exons. The coding region runs from base 373 to 771 and encodes 132 amino acids. NCBI's taxonomy places the organism in Eukaryota, Metazoa, Chordata, Actinopteri, Perciformes, Anoplopomatidae. The record is from RefSeq and is a predicted model, not a curated record.